GAGACGGACGCGAGGAACACGUGGAGUCGGGCUAGAGAGGCCGGGCUUGCCCAGGGAGCGGCGUGCGGCGGGCUUCCGUUUCCGGCUACGGAGGCGCGAGGAUCCGCGGCCGGCCCAGCCAGCGAGACGAUGCGGCCUUUGACCGAAGAGGAGACCCGUGUCAUGUUCGAGAAGAUCGCGAAAUACAUCGGGGAGAACCUGCAGCUGCUGGUGGACCGGCCCGACGGCACCUACUGCUUCCGGCUGCACAACGACCGCGUGUACUACGUCAGUGAGAACAUCCUGAAGCUGGCCGCCAAUAUCUCCGGGAACAAACUCGUGUCACUCGGGACCUGCUUUGGAAAAUUCACCAAGACGCACAAGUUCCGCUUGCACGUUACAGCUCUGGAUUACCUCGCUCCUUAUGCCAAGCAUAAAGUGUGGAUAAAGCCUGGAGCAGAGCAGUCCUUCCUGUAUGGAAACCAUGUGUUGAAAUCUGGUCUGGGUCGAAUCACUGAAAACACAUCUCAAUACCAGGGGGUGGUGGUGUAUUCCAUGGCGGACAUUCCUUUGGGUUUUGGAGUGGCAGCAAAGUCGACACAAGAUUGCAGGAAGGUUGACCCCAUGGCGAUUGUGGUAUUUCACCAAGCAGACAUUGGAGAAUACAUACGACAUGAAGAGACACUGACCUAAAACAAAGUCACUGCAAAGAUUUGCAGCUGUGUGGAAAGGCCUAACUUUGUCUCCUGUGUAUGCAAAUGUCAUCAUCAAUGUAGAAUUUUGUCAGGACUUCCACCUCCAUGGAGACUUUUUAGUUUAAUAUCCCAUCCCAUUGCUGACUA
Molecule: messenger RNA, 821 nt
Organism: Jaculus jaculus (lesser Egyptian jerboa)
Lineage: Eukaryota; Metazoa; Chordata; Mammalia; Rodentia; Dipodidae
Gene: Nip7
Product: nucleolar pre-rRNA processing protein NIP7
Exons: 5
Coding region: 130-672 (180 amino acids)
Biological process (GO): ribosome assembly; ribosomal large subunit biogenesis
Cellular component (GO): preribosome, large subunit precursor; nucleolus; nucleus
Molecular function (GO): RNA binding
Source: RefSeq, a predicted model, not a curated record